This is a messenger RNA of Aspergillus steynii IBT 23096, 1025 nucleotides long. It is a transcript of the gene psf2, whose product is annotated as DNA replication protein PSF2. Gene Ontology annotation, cellular component: GINS complex; nucleus. The transcript is spliced from 3 exons. Gene Ontology annotation, biological process: DNA replication; double-strand break repair via break-induced replication. Bases 88 to 900 code for a protein of 270 amino acids. NCBI's taxonomy places the organism in Eukaryota, Fungi, Ascomycota, Eurotiomycetes, Eurotiales, Aspergillaceae. The record is from RefSeq and is a predicted model, not a curated record.
GCUCGAUCGGCCCUCCCUUGCGCUUCUGCGACUUCCAGGCCCAAGGCGAACAUUCCUGACCCUCGAUCCCGCUUGCAUUGACGGUCAAUGGCCUUCCCCCUCCCGCGGGGCAUUACGCCCCCGGAGAUCUCGUUUCUGGCCGAGAUGGAAAUGGUCACGAUCCUUCCGCGUCAACGCUUGGAGGGCCUGGAGCUGCUCGGCGGCCCCGUCGAACCGCUCCUCCCACCCCGCCGAGCCACGCUCCCCCUCUGGCUCGCGCUGCUUCUCAAACGCCAACGACGCGCAAACAUUCUCCCUCCGCCCUGGCUUCACCCCGAAUCUCUCUCGCUGAUCCUCGAAAUCGAAACCCAACACCAGGACUAUCAGAACGCAUUCUCCCCUCCACCCCCUCUCCCCGGGCAGCCAAGUCUCAGCGAGCGCGGGCAACAAAGACCCGUAGCCACCCCUCGAUAUACUCCCGACGGCCAACGAUACUACCCGUCCUCGCCAUUCCUGCCCCAGAAUGUCGCGCAAGAUUAUGUCCCGGCUGGUGAGCCGCCCGCACUGCCGUUCCACUGGUUGGAAAUGGGCACGAUGCUGCUGGAUGCCGCGAGCGACGAUCUGGUGGAGCCGAACCAGGUGCGACGGCUGCUGAAGGAGUUACGGGAAGUGCGGACGGCGAAGAUUCGAUCCGGCACCGAUGUACUGGAUGCGGCCGCAACGGGUGGAGGUGGAGUGGCCCUGACAGGUGUUGGGGCGAUGGAGAUCACUGAGGGGAGAGGGUUCAUUGCGGGUGUUGUGGAUGGUCUAAGGCGGAUUGGUGCGUCCAAGGAACAAGCACGACGGGAGCAGAUGGCGGAGGACAUGGCCAACGGCGCAUAUGACGCGACGCAGGAUGAUGAGGACGACAUGGAAUUCUGAUGCAUAUUGUCUUUGCUCGCUCAUGAGCUGGAGUUAUUGGUGUACAAAGAAACAGUCAUUUUUGGAUUUGUUUUAUAUGUAUAUAUACCCUUCAUUCCCUAUAAUCGCAGGUAUUCUGAUUUCAA